AUGGCAGCACAACUACAACCUCUGCCGCGUCCCAUCGCCAUCUUCCCACAGUUCAUUGCGCGCCAAAGCGAAUCCAUCAAGCUGCGCGAAAAGAUCAUGUCGCUCUCUGGCGACAGCUUCUACAUCGAAACAUACCCGUCCAAGCAACCCCUCCUCCAAGUCAAGGGCGACGCCUUCUCCCUCUCAGGCCGCAAAGCUGUCGCCGACAUGCAGGGCAACCCGCUCUUCACCAUCCGGAAGCAGCACUUCUCCAUUCCCAGCACCUACUACGCCGAAGAUCCUGCCGGCAACAAAUUCUUCGAGGUACAGGGCAAAUGGAGUCUUGGCUCCAGCAAAGCGGUGGGCGUCUUCAGCUACAGAGACCAGCAGACGGGGCAGCCCCGGGAGGGGAGGCUCUUCAUGAAAGGCGACUUCUUUGAUCGCAAGGCGGACAUCAAGGAUGAGGCGACCGGACAGGUGGUCGCGACCAUCGAUCGCAAAUUCCUCAACGCGCGCGAGUUGCUGGGCGGCCAGCAGACGUAUCUCGUGACGUGCGCGCCGGGGAUUGACAUGGCGCUCAUCUGCGCCAUGUGUAUCUGCUUGGACGAGCGCAGGAACGAGAAUUAG
Molecule: messenger RNA, 606 nt
Organism: Cyphellophora europaea CBS 101466
Lineage: Eukaryota; Fungi; Ascomycota; Eurotiomycetes; Chaetothyriales; Cyphellophoraceae
Exons: 1
Coding region: 1-606 (201 amino acids)
Source: RefSeq, a predicted model, not a curated record